GCUUAUCGGUGACCCCGUUACUUGAUUCCCGCGUAUCGCGAUUUCUCGAUCCUUUGAUGGCCUUCCUUACAGCUCGUUGUGGCAUCACGUCUGCGAGCCUUCCAAAAUGGUAAGUGCGCGAGCAUGACGAGCUGUCCAGUGGAGCAAGAAGGCUCGCACGGCCGUAUAUAUUGCAGUGAUGGGCUCGUUGGUCUCACAAAGUGGUAUCAGUCCAGCAACGCUAUGACCCAGCGCCAUCAUUUAGAAGCGGCAACGUGCCCCGAGAGCGAAAAUAGAACUUGCUUCACCUAUAUCGAUACAUAUUCAUCAGCAGUAUUGGACUCUGAGAAACGAUGCUUGAACUGUUUGCGACUCUCAGACGCUAGCAACGCGAGGACGGAGGAUCAAUCAGAUGGACAAACUUAUUUCUGGUGGUAUCCGCCUGGGCGCACUGCCGCCGAAGGAUCGGCAGAGAGGAACAACAAUGUCUUCAAGACCGGCCAGGAGAAGACGUUCCAUACGAGUGGCUAUGCCACGGAGCCCAAAUCCUCCCCUGAGGAGUCGAAGGAGAGCCAUGACCUGAAAGUAUCCAAGGAAAUGCCUGGCAGCUGAAUGAGACGUCUUCUCC
Molecule: messenger RNA, 607 nt
Organism: Kockovaella imperatae
Lineage: Eukaryota; Fungi; Basidiomycota; Tremellomycetes; Tremellales; Cuniculitremaceae
Exons: 3
Coding region: 124-591 (155 amino acids)
Source: RefSeq, a predicted model, not a curated record